GGGGCCUGCGGGAAGCAGGGGCCGCCGCUUGGCUGGACGUGGGUCCAGGCCGCUCCUGGCUGCUCUCCCCGAGCAGGGCGGCGGGAAGGAGCCGCCGCCUCCAGCAGCGAGCGAGGCAGCGCCGGGGACCCAGGGCGGGCCGCGGCCUUGGGAAGGCGCCGUGCUUUGCGGCGCCUUUGCGGAGGAGCAGAGCGGCGUGGAAACGGCUCGGGGUGUUGGGGUCGAAGCUGCCGCCUUCUGUAGGCGAGCUGACCGAAACGGAAACCCUCUUACGUUGCUGUGACGGGAGUGACAGGUCACGGGGAAUCAUGCAAAUACAAGAUAGUCUGGAGAAGUUUGAGGGAAGUUUUUCAAGGAGGAGGCUUUAAAAUAAGUAGCAUUUGGAGGGGAAAGGAGCCCAGUCUUAAGGGGUCUGGUGCUUCUUUUCUGUAAACUUAUGAUGCAUAGUUUGUAUACUUUUAGUGAUACUGCUGCUGUGCUCGGAUUGUUCUGCGAUUGUCAUAAGUAAAUUGCUAGAUGCUUGUUUUUAGUUUGUUUAGCAAGCUGUCGAAAAUCCAGAUACUGAGUGUGAGUGGAGUUUGAGUGCUUGACAUCAACUGUAGUGCAUUGAUCUCUGAUAGUGUAGGCAAGACUUCAUUAAUAUUUACAUGCUGUCCUCAGACAGCCAUUGUCCUCUGUAGCUCUUGUGAAGACAAGUCUUACAAAGACUAGAUGAAAAGGAAAUAAUUCUGUCUUCUGAUACCCACUGCUCUUUACCUAGGUGAUAAAGAAAAAAGAAAGGAGCUGAGUUUUCUGCACAUCAGCUCUAAAAGUUCCAGCUAGCUGUCAGUGAGUCAAAAAAAUUUUCUUCAUAGAGAUCACUAGCUGAAAUACAAUUGCUGUGUGAAGGAACUCAGCAUUGUUACAGAGAGAGAUUUGCGGGGGGAAAUUGAACAUUUUAAAUGCUUCUUCAGACAAAUAUACCCUUUUGUUAAUAAAAUUUGCAUGCUCUUGUUUCUCAAAGAUGAGGUGGAAGGGCUGGCAUUCAUGGCAGUGACUAGGGAGGUCUGUAUGUCUGGCAGGAAACAGUAGGUGUAUGGUUAUGUCUGUAUAGUAUAACACCAUGUGCUUUAGAGAUGUUGAAGGAUUUCACUUACCUCUCCACAAUAUCAUGUUGCACUGUGUAGGUAUAAUCUCUGAGCAAAAGCUUUUGACUAAACUAGUGUUGAAACAUUGAUUUUAUUUAUUUAUUUAUUUAUUUAUUGUUCUAUAUCGUUAGUUGGCAAGAUAUGGUAACAUGGGUAAGAUGUGAUGAAUAUGGUUUUACAAUUUGAGGUAUAUACGAUUGGGCUAUAUUUUUAAGAAAGCUUUAGCAAGUUCUAUUCCAAGUAUGUAUUAUUUUCAAUUCUUGCUUUAGAUUUCAUGCUGAUAUUAGCUUAGAUAUCCCCUUGAUUGUCUCUGUAGUACUCACUGAUUUUUAUCUCUCUUUGCGUAUCUUUCCAAACAGGUGUUUCUGAAAGUAAUAAGGCACUUCAUUAUUUGUGACUUCCAAGCCGAAAAAUAGACCUCUGUAUUUUGCUGUGUGAUCUUUGCCAAAUACUUACACUGCUUAUAACUGGUCUGUGUCAGUUUGGGGGAGGGCCUAGGCCUUUAUCAGGAGAUUCUUCCUGCCUGUCAUAAUUUAUUGUUGGCUUUAUCUUUCCUUAUUACUUCUUGAAUGCGUUGCCUUAUGAAUAUAAUUUCAUGAGAUGAGCUUGGGUCAUGCAUCAGCCUUAAAGACUGUGAAGAUAUGCAUGCCCUAGUUUCCUGCUAAAAUAAGGAGGAACCUGCCCUUUUUUCAUGAUUUUUGAUGUGGUUGGUAUUCCUCUGAAACCAUGCUUCUUUGAAAAUUUUGUGCUUUUAUCUUAUACAUACCCUUUCAAUUUAGAGACUAGACCUUUCAUUUUUUAGAUUUCAUGCGUCUGUUUAUUCAUUGUUAAGGCUGAUCUGCUGCAUCAAGCCCAUUAAGUCAUUCUCUUUUCUUUUUGUGUGGAUCUUAUGUGAAUGAGAAAAAUUUCCUUCAGUGAGAAAAAUAUGAAUACGGUAUUUCUUUUUAAGAGCGAGAACGCAGAAUUUGAAAGGGACUUGGACAAAUACAACAUUGGAAAGUACACACAGAACAAUUUCAAUUUGAAAGCAGUUGCAUCUGAUUUUUCUUUCUUUUCAUCUUUCAUGUGUAGGACUCACUAGAAAGCCUGGCAAAGGGCUCCAUUUCAUAUUUACUGAGUGGUAUUCCAUAUGUGUAUAGCCACCAGAGCCUUUAUUUAAUGAACCUUUUGUAAUUUAUAAGUAGUAUUAUCUCUCAGCUUUGUAGACUAAUAUUUGAUAUGAUAGUAUGGAGUGAAACCUGCAAAAGUGGUUGGGUAAAGUAGGGGCAAAAGAAAGUUCAAGGAGGCUAAAGUGAGAAUCCUGGCACUCAGAAAUUCAGACCUCCUCAUUUCUGAACCAAGGAAUUGCUGCAUGUUGCCAUAUCAGAAAGAAAGUUCUUCAGCAUUGCUAAUUUCUGUAUCUUUUUUUAGAUAACAAAUUAGCUGGAGGUUGUUAAAACAUGGUGGUUUUCCAUAGUGCGAGGAACUAAGGAAACUAAUGCAGGAGCUGUUGGUACUCUGCACUCUUACAGAUUGACUUCGGUCGCUUUCUUCUGCUAAAGCAGGGAACAGGUCGUUGAAGUACUAUGGAACCUCUGCAGCCCUGUGGAUUUGGAAGGGUUAAGUUCAAGUUUGGAAAGGCUUUUUCCAUUCCAGAUGAUUUGCUGGCUUAAGCGCUUAAUUAGGAUGGCUUUUGAACAAGUUGGAUUCAGCAUGGAAUCAGUGCUUUGGUCAAGUAAGCCUUAUGGUUCAUCUCGAAGUAUCGUAAGAAAAAUUGGUACUAACCUCUCUCUUAUACAGUGUCCAAGAGUUCAGUUUCAGCUUACUUCUCAUGCCGCAGAAGGAAACCACCCUAAUCAACUUCGAGAAGAUGCAGUGGCCUCCUUUGCAGAUGUGGGAUGGGUUGCUCAAGAAGAAGGUGAAGGGUCUACAAGGCUCAGGUCAGAAGUUUGGUCAAAAGCAGCCCAGCCUUUUCCAGGUGACCUACCUCGUUCUGGAAAGUCCUUGCACAGACAGAUGUCCUUACAAAACCCACUGGAAGAACCAAUGUCCAGGAGCACGGUGACGGCAAACGAAGAAGCUCUGCAGAAGAUCAGUGCUCUAGAAAAUGAACUAGCCACUUUAAGAGCACAAAUAGCCAAAAUUGUAAUCUUGCAAGAACAACAGAACCUGACAGGAGUUGGGACAAGUCCAGUUGCUUCAGCUGCUGUCCCCGUCGCGCCGCCGCCGCCGCCGCCGCCGCCGCUCCCUCCCCCAGGCCUACAACCGAGUAUGUCUGCCAUUGAGCUCAUUAAAGAAAGGAAAAACAAAAAAACAAACUCUGGCCAGAAUUUGCCAGAAAACGGGCCAAAGAAGUCUGAAAUACCAAACAUGCUAGAAAUCCUCAAAGACAUGAACAGCGUCAAACUGCGCUCGGUGAAAAGAUCAUCAGAAGGUACAAAAUCCAAAGCGGCUGACCCUGCAGAUCCUGCAGCAUUAAUAGCAGAGGCGCUCAAAAAGAAAUUUGCUUAUCGAUACCGAAGUGACAGCUCGAGCGAAACAGAAAAAGUGAUGCCAAAGACUGAAACAAAGGCAAAGGCUGAGGUGGUGCUGUUUGGGCCGCACAUGCUGAAGUCUACAGGCAAAAUGAAGACUUUAAUCGAAAAAUCGUAACGCGUUAAGAUCGCGGCGCGGAAGGCUGUCGAAGCUGUUUUCUCUGAAGUCUUUUCUGUUGCAAAUAGCAAUAGUACCCAGCGGUCUCUCACGACACAGGAGAAGCCUAAGAAACGUAGAACUGAGGCCCUAAACACGGCCGUAGGCGAUUUCUCGAGGGGAAUAAAUUUGACCAUUCUACUCAGGUAUUAA
Molecule: messenger RNA, 3950 nt
Organism: Tyto alba (common barn owl)
Lineage: Eukaryota; Metazoa; Chordata; Aves; Strigiformes; Tytonidae
Gene: MTFR1
Product: mitochondrial fission regulator 1
Exons: 9
Coding region: 2763-3758 (331 amino acids)
Biological process (GO): mitochondrial fission; aerobic respiration
Cellular component (GO): mitochondrion
Source: RefSeq, a predicted model, not a curated record